Sebastes umbrosus (honeycomb rockfish) is the source of this 2563-nucleotide messenger RNA. It is a transcript of the gene nudt19, whose product is annotated as nudix (nucleoside diphosphate linked moiety X)-type motif 19. The transcript is spliced from 3 exons. The coding region runs from base 154 to 1359 and encodes 401 amino acids. The record is from RefSeq and is a predicted model, not a curated record. Gene Ontology annotation, cellular component: mitochondrion. Lineage: Eukaryota; Metazoa; Chordata; Actinopteri; Perciformes; Sebastidae. Gene Ontology annotation, molecular function: hydrolase activity, acting on acid anhydrides, in phosphorus-containing anhydrides.
AACCAAUCAGAGGCAGAGUUGGGCGCAUGAGCAGACGUAGAAGACUUUAGUCAGACGGAAGUGGGCAUGUUUUGUUUUUGUUGCAGCUAGCUGAGCAACUCAGGGACUCAACUUUCAACAGUAUUUAGUAGAAAAUAAGAGGUGGUUUUAAGGAUGAACACCAAUUUGAAGCACUGGAAGGAGGCGGCUACUCUCAUUUUGGCCGCCGGACACAGGCUCGGCGUAGCGGACACUUUGUCGUCAAGGACACCGUUGCUGGGCAGCAGUAGCUAUGGACACCUGCCGCACAAGUCCUGCUUCGACUACGACGUGUUACUGCUCAAACGAAGCAGUAAAAGCGGAUUCAUGCCCAACGCGUAUGUGUUUCCCGGCGGCCUGGUGGACUCUUCAGACUUCUCCAGUGAAUGGCUGGACAUCUUCAAGUCUUUCAGGAGCUCUCCUAACUUUGGUUUGAGGAGUGUCACCCAGCCAGAGACUACUAGACCUCCCAUGUUCGCCACAGACCGACUGAAACUGGGCUCUCCUAUACCUGGACACGUCGCCUUCCGCAUCUGCGCCCUGAGGGAGACGUUUGAGGAGUCAGGUGUGCUCCUAGUUGUGCCCAAACAGGAGGAGAACAGUGUGUUAAAAAGCAUAGAGGACAACAAGUGUGCCUCUAAUCAGGUAGACCCACUGCAUUACAAAGCAAACCAUCUGUGCAGUGGUGAGCUCACUAAGUGGAGAGCUCUGGUGAACCAGAACCCCUCCAACUUCAUCAGGAUGUGCAGAGAGCUGCAGGUGUUGCCCAACAUCUGGGCUUUGCACGAGUGGGGCAACUGGCUGACUCCGAAAGGUCGAUACGGUGUGAAGAGGUUUGACACAGCUUUCUUCAUCUGCUGCCUGCAGGAGAUCCCACACACACUGCAAGAUGAGAAGGAGAUAGUGCGCUUUCAGUGGUCCACACCCUCAGAGGUGCUCCAGAGCUACUGGGCACGAGAGUUGUGGAUCGCCCCUCCACAGGUCUAUGAGCUCAGCCGCAUGUGCCGCGUCCCUUUGCUGAAUGACCUCCACAACUUCUCCAGCCAGCGGGCUGCAGAGGGCUGCGAACAGUGGCUGCCUGUUGUUUCCUCAAAAGAUGACUGCUACCUAUCACUGCUGCCAGGUGACAAAGACUACCCACUGGACACCUCUGGAGAGGCUGAGGUGGGUACGAGCUCCGACCCUCAGCUGGAGAAUCCUCAGGAUGAUUCUGCACUGCACCGCUUUGUGAUCGUAGAUUCAUACAGUGCAACUAUACAGAUCACCAUCCCAGCCAAGUGCAAUCAUCUGCUCCCCGUUGUAGAGCAAACCAUUUCACAUGACUCCAAAAGUCAGCUUUGACUUGCCCUACCUGCUGUACGAGUCUCACAACUCUUUUGAGCACAUGCAAUGAAGCAAGCAAGUAUGCUGCUUAUGAUAAUAUCAGAUUGGCCUUUUUCACAGCAGACAUUUUGACUUUUCACAGUAGGAAAAGCACAGAUGUACUAUAAUGAUACUAUUAACACUAACGAUUGCUCUGUUCUAUUCAUCAUUGACUACCCCCUGGAAUUCUGUUCAUCAUUACACACCAUUUUGUUUAAUAAAAAGUUAUUGAAUAAAGAGGGAACAUAAAGCUCUCCACGCUAACAAGCUUGCUAACGAUCAGUUAGCAAUCUCAUUAGCUCAGCUUGGUCCCUAACGUUACUACAAAUCAGUCUCUGAACCCACCGGCUUCCAGUCUGACGGCGGAUAAGCCUCUGGGGUCAAGGGGUUAUUUCUGGAGUUCUGGUGUAGCCAGCUGAUAUCUGGGGCAAGACUUCCUUUUCUGUGCGCUGCUCAUUGUUUACCCCAGGUUAACACUGUUAGAUCUGUCAGGUGCCUUUGUUUGCACUGUUAGCACGAUUAGCUGCCAUAUUGAGAGCCGUGUGUAGGCAUUACGUAUGCUCUGAAUUUCGAAUUGAGCGCCUUUUAAGGUGCUCUUUUUUUUUCUUCUUCCAUGUUGACUGUUACAUCAAAUUCAUUGCCAUCAGAUCUAGAGAGGUCUGUCCCUCCACCUUCUCCUUUACUUGUUUUUUUAUAUAUAACUAAUUUAUAAUUUACAAAUAAGAAGUGAUUGCUAAUGGCCUUAUUGUAAAAAGAUUUUACUCGGAUACUAAUUUCUAUUUGCAGCACACAUAAAGUGAGGAGGCCACUUUAAGAGGAUCAUCAGACUUGUAGUGGUUCAGGCCAAAUUUGUUUUAGUGUAUGCUGCUGGCUUUUGUUUGAUCAAUGGAACUCAUUCCUUAAGAAAUAUGCUGAUUACAAAAAUAUGACCGUUAAAUCUGAUUUUUUUAUAAUUAUUUAUUAUGUCAAAGCUAUUGCCGGGGGGGGGGCAAAAUUACAAGGGAUCUUGCUGGCCCACUCGUGGUGAGAUAUUAAGAAUCGUGUUCUAUGUGGAAAUACAUACUAAACAGUUUUUUUAAAGAUGCUCUAAAUGACAUUCAGAGCAUUAAUAUAGCAUCAAACAACUAUUUACUAUAUAAAGAUAUAGAGGACUAAUGUUUACCUGAGCAGAGAAUGAAUUCUG